Galeopterus variegatus (Sunda flying lemur) is the source of this 2207-nucleotide messenger RNA. Its product is annotated as putative ATP-dependent RNA helicase DHX57. The record is from RefSeq and is a predicted model, not a curated record. The transcript is spliced from 10 exons. Gene Ontology annotation, molecular function: ATP binding; RNA binding; metal ion binding. Gene Ontology annotation, cellular component: intracellular anatomical structure. NCBI's taxonomy places the organism in Eukaryota, Metazoa, Chordata, Mammalia, Dermoptera, Cynocephalidae. The annotation marks the transcript as partial.
CAGACCUAGCAACAAUAAUGUAAACAAAGGAGAAGCACGCCACAAAUGGAAGCCCAAAGCCAAAGUGCCCCUUCAAACUCUACACAUGACUUCUGAGAAUCAAGAGAAAGUGAAAGCUCUUCUUCGAGACCUGCAAGAACAAGAUGCAGAUGCUGGAUCUGAAAGAGGCAUUUCUGGAGAGGAGGAAGAUGAUGAGCCUGAUUGUGGAGAGGAUGAGCGGUAUUGGUCAUCCGGACAAGAACCUUCCCUUGUUCCGGACUCUGAUCCUUUGGAAUAUGCUGGCUCAGCCCCAGUGGAGCCUCAUAUUCCAGAAUUUACAGUCUCACCAUUUGCAGUGCAAAAACUUUCCAGGUAUGGUUUCAACACUGAACGCUGUCAAGCAGCCCUGAGGAUUUGUGAUGGAGAUGUGGGGGCCUCCCUAGAGCAUCUACUCACCCAGUGUUUUUCAGAGACAUUUGGAGAGAGGAUGAAGGUCUCUGAGGCAGUUGGCCAUAUAAGCUUGGAUGAGUGUGUGGAGCAGAGACAGGAGGAGGCAUUUGCUCUCAAGUCAAUAUGUGGAGAAAAAUUUAUAGAAAGAAUUCAGAACAGAGUCUGGACCAUUGGACUAGAACUGGAGUAUUUGACAAGUAAAUUCUGCAAAUUCAAGCAAAGGGAAAGUACCAAAAAUGCACAAGAGACUUCACUUGAAACCUGUAGAUUUUACCUCAAAGGAAAUUGUAAAUUUGGAUCAAAAUGCAAAUUCAAACAUGAAGUACCCCCAAAUCAAAUUGUUGGAAGAGCAGAAAGAAGUGUAGAUGAUUCUCAUCUUAAUGCUAAUGAAGAUGCAUCUUUUUUAUAUGAACUUGAAAUUCGAUUUUCUAAAAACCACAAAUACCCCUACCAAGCUCCCCUUGUGGCAUUUUAUUCCACCAAUGAGAAUCUACCUCUGGCUUGUCGUUUACAUAUUUCUGAGUUCCUUUAUGGCAAGGCCUUGACAUUUGCAGAAACUUCAGAACCUGUUGUAUAUUCUUUGAUAACCCUUUUAGAGGAAGAAUCAGAAAUAGUCAAGCUAUUAACAAAUACCCAUCACAAGUAUAGUGGCCCUCCUGUGAACUUUCUGCCAGUGCUCUCUGGGACCAGAAUAAAUAAUCCUGCCUGUCAUAAACCAGUGAUUCCAAAUAAUUCUUUUGUUUCAAAUCAAAUUCCAGAAGUUGAAAAAGAAACAGAACCUGAGGAGGAGGCAGAUGAGGAUGAAGGUCCUGCACCAGUUAGAGUGGAGAAUGAAAGCUAUGUGAACCUUAAGAAAAAGAUUUCCAAAAGAUAUGACUGGCAGGCAAAGUCAGUACAUGCUGAAAAUGGUAAAAUCUGCAAGCAGUUCCAAAUAAAACAGUCUUCCAGACAGUUCCAGUCAACCCUCCAAGAAAGACAAUCACUCCCUGCUUGGGAAGAAAGAGAAACCAUUCUUAAAUUGCUGAGCAAGCACCAAGUGGUUGUCAUAAGUGGUAUGACUGGAUGUGGAAAAACCACACAGAUUCCACAGUUUAUUCUGGAUGAUUCUCUGAAUGGACCACCUGAGAACGUGGCUAACAUUAUCUGCACCCAGCCCCGACGAAUCUCUGCAAUCUCUGUCGCUGAACGCGUUGCUAAAGAAAGAGCAGAAAGGGUGGGUCUGACCGUGGGAUACCAAAUUCGAUUAGAAAGUGUCAAGUCCUCAGCCACCAGACUGUUAUACUGCACCACAGGAGUGCUGCUAAGAAGGCUAGAAGGAGAUACAGCUCUACAAGGAGUCACCCAUAUCAUUGUUGAUGAAGUUCAUGAGAGGACAGAGGAAAGUGACUUCUUGCUGCUAGUUUUGAAGGACAUUGUGUUGCAGAGGCCAACUCUUCAAGUUAUUCUAAUGAGUGCAACUUUAAACGCCGAACUCUUUUCAGAAUAUUUCAAUUUCUGCCCAGUUAUUACUAUACCAGGUCGUACAUUUCCUGUUGAUCAAUUUUUUCUGGAAGAUGCAAUUGCUGUGACAAGGUAUGUGUUACAGGAUGGGAGCCCAUAUAUGCGCUCCAUGAAACAGAUUUCAAAGGAAAAGCUUAAAGCAAGGCGCAACAGAACUGCAUUUGAGGAAGUUGAGGAAGACCUGAGGCUCUCCCUUCACCUCCGGGAUCAGGAUUCUGUCAAAGACUCAGUGCCAGAUCAACAGUUAAAUUUUAAACAGCUCUUGACCCGCUAUAAAG